This is a messenger RNA of Miscanthus lutarioriparius, 417 nucleotides long. The record is from the annotation of a GenBank genome assembly. Lineage: Eukaryota; Viridiplantae; Streptophyta; Magnoliopsida; Poales; Poaceae.
AUGCUGCCGACGACCGCGUCCAAGGGGCGCGGGGCCGCCCGCUCCGCCCCGCCGCUCUUCGGCCCCUACCUCCGCCGCAUCGUCAAGGUCGAAACAAAGAACCAGUGGGCUCGGGAUGAUCCUGCAUUUGUUGUUAUUCUGAUUCUUUUCCUCGUGUUUGCAACAUCAGCUUACUGUGCAGCGUAUGGAGAGAGUGCCUCACAUGCUGCUCUAACAAUCACUUCAGUUGUGUUUCUGCAUUUCUUGUUUGCUGGGAUAGUUCUGGCCACACUUUGCUGGUUUCUUACAAAUUCUUACUUGAGAGAGGAACCUAACAGCCAUGUUGUUGAGCAACGCGUGGAGUGUUCUUCCAUUUCUGGACAGAACAACAUUCUUCCUGUACCCGAUUGGUCUCGUCAUCAUCCUGUCUCCACUUAG